This is a messenger RNA of Hibiscus syriacus, 3277 nucleotides long. Its product is annotated as G patch domain-containing protein TGH-like. Gene Ontology annotation, cellular component: nucleus. Bases 35 to 3277 code for a protein of 1080 amino acids. Gene Ontology annotation, molecular function: RNA binding; RNA-DNA hybrid ribonuclease activity. The transcript is spliced from 16 exons. The record is from RefSeq and is a predicted model, not a curated record. Gene Ontology annotation, biological process: mRNA processing. Lineage: Eukaryota; Viridiplantae; Streptophyta; Magnoliopsida; Malvales; Malvaceae.
GACACUGAAAUCAUACGAUUAGGAAAAGAAAAUUAUGGAUUCAGACGAGGAGGAUUUCGUGUUCUUUGGUACACCCAUUCAGCGAGAGGAAGAGAUCACCAACGGUCGGAAAAAAGCCGCCGCUGAAGCUUCUGGUAACCUCCGCGCCCUCCCUCUCUGGAAACAAGAGGUUAUAGAUGAAGAAGGACGUAGAAGAUUCCAUGGUGCAUUUACAGGUGGAUUUUCUGCUGGUUACUUCAAUACAGUGGGCACAAAAGAGGGCUGGGCCCCACAAUCAUUUACAUCAUCCCGGAAGAACAGAGCUGAAGUCAAACAGCAGAACAUUUUUAGCUUUUUAGAUGAAGAUGAGAAAGCUGAUUUGGAAGGUGCUUUGGGCACAUCUUCACAGUUCGACACAUUUGGAUUUACAGCUGUUGAGUAUGCUCGCAAACAAGCUGAUAAGGAGCAAAAUCAAAGGCCAUCUGCAAUUCCUGGUCCUGUUCCCGAUGAACUUGUCCUUCCAGCUUCUGAGUCUAUAGGCUUACUAUUGCUGCGGAAGAUGGGAUGGCGACAUGGUCGUGCAAUCAAUGACUCGCGUGCUAGUUCAUUAUAUGAUCCUCGUAGAGAAGCUAGAAAAGCUUUUCUAGCAUUUGCUUCUGAGGAUGCGAAGGCAUCAAAUCCUGCUGAUGAGCCUGUUGAAGAACCUGAAAGCUUCACUGUGCAGCCUUCUGACAAUGAUACUCGAUCUUCUCAAAGCUUACCUGCUUUUGUGUGUAACCCUAAGCAGGACUUGCAUGGUUUAGGGUAUGAUCCAUUCAAGCAUACUCCUGAAUUCAGGGAAAAUAAGAGAUUGGACUUGUGGAAUGAUAAGCAGCAUGGGUACAGGAGAGCUAUGUCAAUAAAAGAUAGUCUCUUUGGUUCCAAGUCAGGAAAAGCUGCUCCUGGAUUUGGAAUUGGUGCACUUGAAGAAUAUGAUGUUGAAGAUGAGGAUGUCUAUGCUUCUGGUUAUGACUUUGAGGAAACAUACAUGGAAGAGGUCGAAGAGCCAUCAAGUUUGAGCAUAGACAAUAAACAACCAUCAAGAUUGAGCAUAGAGAGUAAACAAAAGGUCGUUGCAAGAGAUGAGGGUGUUCUGCCUGGUUUCAAAAUUGCAUCAGUUUCUGUCUGCCAGUUAGAAAGGUUUGAUCCUCCCGUAAUCCCAAAGGAUUUUGUUCCACACCACAAAUUUCCUGGACCUCUUGAGACUCUGAAGAAGCUCGAUGUUCCUUCUCCACCCGAGGUUCCUUCCCCAGAUGAUAGUAAUCUGAAGCUCUUAAUUGAGGGGGUUGCAAAAUUAGUAGCACGAUGUGGUAAAUUAUUUGAGGAUCUCUCCAGAAAGAAGAAUCAGUCAAAUCCAUUGUUCAGUUUUCUUUCUGGAGGAAAUGGACAUGAUUAUUAUGAAAGGAGACUGUGGGAGGAGCAUCAGAAAUUAGGUGAUCAAGCCAAACUUUUAUUGGAUGGAAAACUUUCCCCAAGUAUGCAGAAGAUGACGGCAGAGAGCCGUGGAAAAUUAUUAGGAGAAAAACCUUUGGAAAGAAGCUCUAGAGAGACCACAAGCUCAUCAGUUGCUUCUGGGGAGUUUCAAUUUCAAUUCAACCUUUUUGAUACAUUUCAAAAAUCUAAUUCAUUUAGUAAGUUGCCGGAAGUUGCAAAACCAUUCAAAGAUGACCCUGCAAAGCAAGAAAGAUUUGAGCAGUUUCUCAAGGAAAAGUAUGAAGGAGGGCUUCGCUCUGCAGGGUUGACUGUGGCUAGUAAUAUGUCAGAAGCAGCUCGUGCUCGUGAAAAAUUGGACUUCGAGGCAGCUGCUGAAGCAAUUGAUAAAGGAAAACGGGGAAAGGAAAGCAUGGUUUCAGCACAGCCAUUGGACUUCUUAGCUAGUGGAAUGCAGUUCACUUCUGGUGGACUAGAGGAAGUUAAAGAUGUUCAUGCUGAGGAUUUGGCGACAAAGAAAAUGUAUCCAAAAAGGAAGGAGUUCCAAUGGCGACCUUCACCUGUUUUAUGCAAGCGCUUUGAUCUCAUUGAUCCUUUUAUGGGGAAGCCACCACCAGCUCCACGCAUGAGAAGUAAGAUUGAUUCUCUACUUUUCAUUCCAGAUUUUGUUAAAGGUGCUAAACCGGAAGAAGAUACUACUACAAAUAGAGAUGUUCCUGCUGCUCAAACUGGUGCCCAAAUGACAAUUGAAGAUGUAGCUGAAAAUGUUGAAAGGCCAAUUGAUCUCUAUAAGUGGUCAGGGAAUGGUGAUGGUCUGUUCUCGGUUAAGGCCUGUAGGACGACUCUUUCCCUUAAGUCGGGAGGUUCGUUCAAUUGGUGUAAGGAUGUUUGGUCUGGUCUCGCUCCUCCCAGAGUCGAGACGUUUCUGUGGCAGAUUUCCCAUCAAAAACUGGCAGUCAGAUCGGAGUUGAAGAGAAGGGGUGUUGUUUUGGAGUCAGUUCUUUGUCCGUUAUGUUUGAAACAGGAAGAAACUGUCCAGCACUUAUUUAUUUCCUGUUUGGUUGCUGGGAAUUUAUGGAAUAACUAUUUCAAGCUUUGGGAUAUCUCUUCAGUGCUGCCUAAAGACCCGCCGGCUUUGUUGAGUUCUUGGUCUGAGUUAAGGGAGAAGUCUUUAAUCUGGAAUUUUAUUCCAGGUGUUGUUCUCUGGUCAAUUUGGAAAUCUAGGAAUUCAGUGGUGUUUGAGAAGAUGAAGGUGGAUUGUUCCUCUCUUUUCUUCAUUUCAAGAUUCAAAUUGGCUAAAUGGUUCAUAGCAAAGUUCCCGAAUGUUAAUAUCCUAGUCGACUCCCUUAUUGGGGACCCUACUAUUUUAGAUAAGCUUCCACGUCCUAAUGUUAAAAGGAAAACCGUUCAGAGUUGGUUUUCUCCUCCAACUUAUUUUUUUAAGUUUAAUGUUGAUGGGGCGGUUAGUAGUGAUGGGCGAGUGGGUGGAAUUGGAGGUAUUUUGAAGGACUCAAGUUGUAAUGUCUUAGGGUUUUUUUCUAUUAGUGUUGGCCCUUGUCUUCCCCCUUUGGCAGAGUUAAAAGCAAUUGAAAAAGGCAUUGAUUACUUUCUCGCUUCAGCAUGGGAUAAGGUGGGAAGAUUGAUCGUUGAGAGUGACUGUAAAGUCGCUGUGGACUGGAUUAUGUGGCCGGCUUCAGCCCCUCCUUUCUUUUCUUCUUUGGUUGGGAAAAUUGUAUCUAUUAUUUUGGAAAGGGGGUUUAUUGUUUGGUACAUUUCUAGAAGUUGUAAUUGGGAGGCAGAUUCUCUGGCUAAACAAGGGAUUGGGUGA